Messenger RNA from Penicillium subrubescens, 765 nucleotides. Its product is annotated as adenylate kinase ADK2. The record is from RefSeq and is a predicted model, not a curated record. Gene Ontology annotation, biological process: nucleobase-containing compound metabolic process. Gene Ontology annotation, cellular component: mitochondrion; cytoplasm. NCBI's taxonomy places the organism in Eukaryota, Fungi, Ascomycota, Eurotiomycetes, Eurotiales, Aspergillaceae. Gene Ontology annotation, molecular function: ATP binding; AMP kinase activity. The coding region runs from base 1 to 765 and encodes 254 amino acids. The transcript is spliced from 2 exons.
AUGUCGCACUCAACAAAGCAGCUCAAGAAGGCUGCGCGCAUCAUUCUUGUUGGCGCGCCGGGGGUUGGAAAGGGUACACAAUCAGAGCGCUUGUUGGCUCGGUUUCCCCAACUGGCCUCAAUCAGCUCUGGAGACCUCCUUCGCGAAAAUGUGCGCCGUAAGACGGCACUUGGUCUUCAAGCCGAGGCCGCAAUGCAAUCCGGCAAUCUGGUCCCAGAUUCGAUGAUUCUCAGCCUAAUCUCCUCCGAACUGAAAUCCAAGGGCUGGCUCCCUCCCUCGUCACCUUCUGAAUCCUCCUCCUCCAACGACUCUCAAACCUCAGCUUCUCAGUCCUCCACCUCAGCCCCCACACUAUCACCCUCCGCUUCAUUCAUCCUCGAUGGCUUCCCUCGAACAGCCGUUCAAGCAACCAGCCUGGACAGCUUAGUCCCGGUGAACUUUGUGGUGAACCUCAUAACGCCACCCUCGGUCAUUCUCUCUCGCAUUGCAUCCCGCUGGGUCCACGAGCCGUCAGGUCGAGUCUAUAACACGGAUUUCCACGCGCCAAAGGUUCCCGGCAAGGACGACGUCACAGGCGAGCCGUUGACACAGAGACAGGAUGAUUCAAUUGAUACGUGGAAGCAACGGCUGCGGAAGUUUGAGGAAACUAGCAGGGCUCUACUUGAACAUUAUGACCGCCGUGGUUGUCUCUUCCGCGUGGAGGGCAAUUCGAGCGAUGAGAUUUCUCCAAAAUUGUUCGCAGAGAUCGAGCGCAGGUUCUGCUGA